AUGGAAAGAAACCCAGUUCAAGACAAGAAGAUCAAGGAUGUAUGCAAGAUAGUUUCAUACAUUCCACUCGAGUACAAACCAUUUUUUGAGGAGGCAGUGGUGAGACCAGCAAUAGCUACUGCAGAGGACAAUAAAAAUGAAGGACACACAAUAAGAGAAGAAUCUCAUAUUGACCCAAUCACCAGCACAAUAAGAGAAGAAUCUCAUAUUGACCCAAUCACCAGCACAAUAAGAGAACAAUCUCAUAUUGACCCAAUCACCUGCACAAUAAGAGAAGAAUCUCAUAUUCACCCAAUCACCUGCACAAUAAGAGAAGAAUCUCAUAUUAACCCAAUCACCUGCACAAUAAGAGAACAAUCUCAUAUUGACCCAAUCACCUGCACAAUAAGAGAAGAAUCUCAUAUUGACCCAAUCACCUGCACAAUAAGAGAAGAAUCUCAUAUUGACCCAAUCACCAGCACAAUAAGAGAACAAUCUCAUAUUGACCCAAUCACCUGCACAAUAAGAGAACAAUCUCAUAUUGACCCAAUCACCUGCACAAUAAGAGAAGAAUCUCAUAUUGACCCAAUCACCUGCACAAUAAGAGAAGAAUCUCAUAUUGACCCAAUCACCAGCACAAUAAGAGAACAAUCUCAUAUUGACCCAAUCACCUGCACAAUAAGAGAAGAAUCUCAUAUUGACCCAAUCACCUGCACAAUAAGAGAAGAAUAUCAUAUUGACCCAAUCACCAGCACAAUAAGAGAUGAAUCUCAUAUUGACCCAAUCACCUGCACAAUAAAAGAAGAAUCUCAUAUUGACCCAAUCACCAGCACAAUAAGAGAAGAAUCUCAUAUUGACCCAAUCACCUGCACAAUAAGAGAAGAAUCUCAUAUUGACCCAAUCACCAGCACAAUAAGAGAAGAAUCUCAUAUUGACCCAAUCACCUGCACAAUAAGAGAAGAAUCUCAUAUUGACCCAAUCACCAGCACAAUAAGAGAAGUAUCUCAUAUUGACCCAAUCACCUGCACAAUAAGAGAAGAAUCUCAUAUUGACCCAAUCACCUGCACAAUAAGAGAAGAAUCUCAUAUUGACCCAAUCACCAGCACAAUAAGAGAAGAAUCUCAUAUUGACCCAAUCACCUGCACAAUAAGAGAAGAAUCUCAUAUUGACCCAAUCACCAGCACAAUAAGAGAAGAAUCUCAUAUUGACCCAAUCACCUGCACAAUAAGAGAAGAAUCUCAUAUUGACCCAAUCACCUGCACAAUAAGAGAAGAAUCUCAUAUUGACCCAAUCACCAGCACAAUAAGUGAAGAAUCUCAUAUUGACCCAAUCACCUGCACAAUAAGAGAAUAA
Messenger RNA from Schistocerca nitens (vagrant locust), 1332 nucleotides. RefSeq lists its product as uncharacterized. The coding region runs from base 1 to 1332 and encodes 443 amino acids. The record is from RefSeq and is a predicted model, not a curated record. The transcript is spliced from 2 exons. NCBI's taxonomy places the organism in Eukaryota, Metazoa, Arthropoda, Insecta, Orthoptera, Acrididae.